AUGGCUACCACAACUCGUACUGGUCAGCCCUUUGACCGUGCUGCCCUUGAGAGCCUCAUGAGGAGGAGGAUGUUCUAUACCCCUUCUUUCGAAAUAUACGGAGGUGUGAGCGGAUUAUACGAUUACGGCCCCCCCGGCUGCGCCCUACAGGCCAAUAUAAUAGACAUAUGGCGGAAGCACUUCGUGCUAGAGGAGGACAUGAUGGAGGUCGACUGCACCAUGCUCACCCCACACGAGGUGCUGAAGACUUCCGGCCACGUUGAUAAAUUCGCAGACUGGAUGUGCAAGGAUCCGAAGACCGGAGAGAUUUUCCGCGCAGAUCAUCUAGUGGAAGAGGUGCUCGAGUCGAGAUUGAAGGGUGAUAAAGAGGCUCGUGGUCAAAAGGUGGACGUGGACGAAGAAGACCCGAAGAAAAAGAAGAAGAAGGUCAAGGAGAUCAAGGCUGUCAAGUUGGAUGAUUCGAUGGUUCAGGAAUACGAAGAGAUUCUGGCAAAAAUUGACAACUACAACGGCGAGGAGCUCGGGUUACUCAUGACAAAGUACGAUAUCAAAAACCCAGCGACCGGCGGCGCCCUCUUACCUCCGGUCGCCUUCAAUCUCAUGUUUCAAACAUCGAUCGGACCCAGCAGUAACCUUCCAGGCUAUCUACGACCAGAGACUGCGCAGGGCCAAUUCUUGAAUUUCCAGAAGAUGCUUGAGUUCAACCAACAGUCCAUGCCAUUCGCCAGCGCCAGCAUCGGCAAAAGCUUCCGCAAUGAGAUAUCACCUAGAUCCGGCCUGCUUCGGGUUAGAGAAUUCACGAUGGCUGAGAUAGAGCACUACGUCGACCCUGAGGGGGGCAAGAAACACCCUCGCUUUGAAGAGAUCAAAGACGUGACUCUCAGUCUGCUCAACAGGGAAACUCAGCUUGCUGGUAAGACGGACGUCGAGGCGGUACCCAUUGGCAAAGCCGUAGAAACUAAGCUUGUGGAUAACGAGACCCUGGGAUACUUCUUGGUCCGCAUCCAGCAGUUCCUCAUCAAGCUUGGAGUAGACGAGAAGAAGCUGCGUUUCCGGCAACAUAUGGCAAACGAGAUGGCUCACUACGCCGCUGACUGCUGGGACGCUGAACUGUUAACCUCAUAUGGUUGGAUAGAGUGCGUCGGCUGUGCAGACCGGAGCGCUUAUGAUCUCACGGUGCAUGCGAAGAAGACUGGCGCUCCUCUUUGCGUCCGCGAGACGCGAAAAGAGCCUCUUCGCAUCGAAGAGUGGCAGAUCGAUCUCGACAAGAAGAAGUUUGGCCCAAAGUUCAAGAAGGAUGGCAAGACCGUCGAGGCAGCUAUCGACGCACUAACGCAAGACAUGCGCGAGAAACUGUCUCUGGACUUGAAGAACGAUGGCAAGAUCAGCGUGGAUGUGGAGGGCGUUGCUAAUGGCAAGGUCGAGCUAGAAAAAGACAUCAUCAACAUUGAGAAGCGAACAAGAGUUGAGAACGUGCGGGAGUACACCCCUAACGUGAUUGAGCCUUCAUUCGGCAUUGGUCGGAUAUUAUACAGCCUGAUAGAGCACAGCUACUGGACUCGGGAGGGCGACGAGGCCCGCGGUGUCAUCUCAUUCCCGCCUAUGAUCGCGCCAACAAAAGUGCUCCUUGUUCCUCUUUCUGGCGUCUCGGAUUUCAAGCCUCUCAUCAAGCGCAUAAGCCACCGCUUACGCGCACUCGGUAUCUCCAAUCGGGUCGACGACUCAUCAGCAAGCAUCGGCAAGCGAUACGCGCGCAACGACGAGCUCGGCACGGCAUUCGGCAUCACUGUGGACUUUCAGUCCGUGAAGGACAACACGUUUACGCUUAGGGACCGUGACAGCACCAAGCAGGUCCGCGCCAGCGAAGAUGAAAUCUGCGCCGCGGUGCAAAGUCUUGUCGACGGUAAUGAGACGUGGGCUGAUGUCGCUGGCCGACUGCCCAAGUUUGAGCAGCAGGAGCUAGAGUAA
Coniosporium apollinis CBS 100218 is the source of this 1968-nucleotide messenger RNA. RefSeq names its product glycyl-tRNA synthetase 1. Gene Ontology annotation, molecular function: ATP binding; glycine-tRNA ligase activity. Gene Ontology annotation, cellular component: mitochondrion; cytoplasm. The coding region runs from base 1 to 1968 and encodes 655 amino acids. Lineage: Eukaryota; Fungi; Ascomycota; Dothideomycetes. Gene Ontology annotation, biological process: mitochondrial glycyl-tRNA aminoacylation. The transcript has 4 exons. The record is from RefSeq and is a predicted model, not a curated record.